Molecule: messenger RNA, 904 nt
Organism: Eupeodes corollae
Lineage: Eukaryota; Metazoa; Arthropoda; Insecta; Diptera; Syrphidae
Exons: 2
Coding region: 42-494 (150 amino acids)
Source: RefSeq, a predicted model, not a curated record
UUAGGAACAGAAUAGUAAGUAACAGGAAGCAAUUGGAAAGAAUGGUAGAAUUGAUGGAGCAAAAUCCUGAAGUGGCAAGGGGGAUGUUGUCCAAAGUGGACCUAGGAAAAAAGUGGGAAGCUAUCGCAGUGGAGUUGAAUAGUUUGGGGCCUCCACAACGCGACUCAACCAAGUGGCAAAGAGUAUGGAUUGAUCAAAAAACAAAAAUUAAAAAAAAAGUUACAAAAAAUAAGAUAGAGACAAUUGCAACUGGCGGAGGACCUAAUAAAACAAUCCGAUUGACUGAUGAUGAAGAAGCAGUAAGUCGCCUAAUGCGUUUUAAUGCCUGUGUUAAUCCCCCGGGUGUUGAAUUUGGGUUGCAAUUAACAAAUUUGACUGACGAAGGUGUUAUUGCCGACAAAGACGAAGCAGUGCAGGUUGAAGAAAUGAAAAAAAAAGACUUGCAUUGCUGGAAAACCAAACGUCGGCACAAGACAAUUUUUACAGCAAAAUGAUUUCUGAGAUGAGUAGCAUGCAAACAACAUUGAAUCAUCUUAAAUAAAAUAUUCCUAUAGCAACCGAAUUAAACAUCGUCAAUAAAAAGUAAUUUAAAAAAAAAUGCGUACAAAUCGCUGUUUCUUUAAAUUUAUAUUUUAUUCUAUGGAGAGAAUGAAAAAAACGUACCUUUUAUAAUUUUUUCUAAAUUUAUUUGAGACGUAUCAACCAAGAAUUUGUGGUUGAUAUGAUAAUUGAUGUGUAUCUAUUUUUUUGAUAUCCGUAAUACCAAGUAAUGUCAAAAAAUCAUUCACAAUAAUGAUAAAAUUCACAGUUCAUCAACAAAGUUGAUAGUUGAUAGCCAUAAUACCAAUGCAUCAAAAAUAUUGUUAUGUAUCAAGUAUCUAGUUGAUAGUUGAUAGCUAUAAUA